UGCAAGUUCCCAAGCUGUGAAUGGAGCUUCAAGAGAUAUGAGCAUCUGAAGAGACACAUGUUAGUCCAUACCAAGGAACGUCCCUUCCAAUGCGACUUUACGGGAUGCAACAAGUCAUUUAGUCGCUCAGAUAACUUUUCAGCCCAUUUGCGAACACAUUCCAAG
Lobosporangium transversale is the source of this 165-nucleotide messenger RNA. RefSeq lists its product as hypothetical. Gene Ontology annotation, biological process: regulation of transcription by RNA polymerase II. NCBI's taxonomy places the organism in Eukaryota, Fungi, Mortierellomycota, Mortierellomycetes, Mortierellales, Mortierellaceae. The record is from RefSeq and is a predicted model, not a curated record. Gene Ontology annotation, cellular component: PcG protein complex; transcription regulator complex. The annotation marks the transcript as partial. The transcript has a single exon. Gene Ontology annotation, molecular function: DNA-binding transcription factor activity, RNA polymerase II-specific; RNA polymerase II cis-regulatory region sequence-specific DNA binding.